AUGAGUGAAGAAGGAGUGAAUAAUUUGUUAGGCGAUAGCGUUAGAGAAUUGAGGAAGUUGAAUCUAAAUAAAUUAGAACACGAGUUAGGCUGUAAUACUACAGAGUUAACACCACUGCGGUCUCAUUACUUGAAGAAACACCUGAUCAGUCAAGAAAUAGACAAUGAACUAGAUGUACUAAGUCAUCCAGACGCUCUAUCUCUAUUUGGUCCACCGUUCAAGCAAUCAACUAGAGUCCCUGAUAUUGAUAUCCCAUUCUUGAAGUUGAUAUUCAGAGAAUUCGUCAUCACUUUUCCAUUCCUGAAAUCAGCACCAGAUAAUUUUUGGUCUGAUAAAGUGCAAGUAUUCGUAAAGGAGUUUUUGGAGAGAAAUCUAGCCUCCACAGGAGAUGAAGAGGAGUUGACAAAGAGACGCGCACUUAAAAUGAAAAUACAGAAGCACCUAGCCGUUCUUCUAAGUUCUGGCUGCAAAAUUGAAGGCGGUGAAGCUGUCGUCAAAGUAGAUGGUAGUGAUAUUGUCGCAAACAAAGCCCGUCCAUCAUGCGCUAACAGCUAUAAAAUGCAAGUAAAUGUCGUUACUCUUAGAGUACCACAAAAGCGCGGCAUCAUGCACAAUAGAGCACAUGAGGAGUUUAUCAUCCAUUCAAAACUGGUUGGAAAUGAUGGAAAUGUACAAGAAGUAUACGUAGGUAGAAGAUACCAAGACUUUAAAUUGUUGGCCCAAAAUCUACGUAAUGAGUUCCCAGAUGAAGUGAUACCUUCACCACCCCAGAAAGACAAAUCGUCAUCGUUAGCUGCACAAGAUGCGGCAUCUUCAUCGAGUUCACAAAUUGAUGACGAUGUGUCCACUCCAACAAGCUUAUUUAGAGAAAAAAAUAGACUGACUUUACGCGCAUACCUGAGAGAUUUAUUGAAUAUAUCCCGCUCAGUUGCAAAUUCAUCAACUUUACAGACCUUCCUUUUGUCAAAUCCAACAGCACUCACUGAGGAAGAAUUACAGGAUGCCGAACGACGGUUGUUUAAUGACAGCGUGAAGAACUCCGGUAAAGACAGAUUCAAAAAGGAGAUGGAUGCACGUGCAGAUGAGGUUAUGGAUAGUGUUAAAAUGUUCAAAUCUGACAUAUCGUCGAAAGAUGGCUUCAAAAAGAUGUUCAGCAUAAUAAAAGAUAACGAAACUAUAGAUAGUCUACCAGAGAGAUAUAUGAAAGUAUUCGAAUGGGCGAGAAUAUCAUUUGCUUCAACAAUAUACCAAACUUUCGUUGGCUCUGAUACUUCUUCUGAAACUUUCAGUGGCUUAAAAAGGAUUCACGCUUUGAUGCCAUACUUCGUGCUUCGUAGUAUUCUGCGUGUCAGUAAUCCAAUAGCAAUGGUUAGAGGUGUAAUUGAUUUAUUUUUGGCGCAACCUUUUGGACAGCGUAGCAUUCUUCAGAGGAUGUUCUCUGCUUCUAUUUACGAAGACAUCAAACAACUCGAGAGUGAUAUUGAAUUGACAAGAGCGAAAGUUUCUAACGAUGUAUUAUCGGAUAGAAUCAAACAAUUUGUCGACGCACCAAGGGAGAUACAAGAGUUAUAUCGUAAUGAUGCAGCAGAAGAGAAUACGCAUAUUAUCAAUAUCAUUUUCAGGUCUGGUGAUAUGCCGACCCUAUCACCAAGCGAUCUCCAGAAGAUGGCGCGUGGUUGGGAGACUUAUGCAAGAUAUGAAGAAGAACGAGCACGCAAUGGAGUGAUGUACACCGACGAUGGACCAGAUAGUGAAGAAGGAUGGUUGUUCAUGGAUCUCAGCUACCUGCUUAAGCUUUAUACCAAGUUGCGGGAUAAGGAACAACUAAUUGAAAUGAUAUUUGAGGGAGUUACGGCUGAAUUGCUCAAAGAUAUGGUUACCAUCUUUUAUACUCCAUUAGCACAGGUGUAUAAGGCUGCCAAUAUUGUGGAUUCGUUGUAUGAUCUGCAGAUGUUCAUAGGUGACCUCAUAAGGACAGUUGAGCAAGUGGAGGAGCGCUCACAAGCUGACCCAGCUGGUACCGUCCACAUUUUUGUUGAUCUCGUUAAGCGACACGAAGGGCAAUUUUACUCGUUCGUUCACAAAGUACACUCCAAAGGCGAAGACAUGUUUGAUAGCUUUGGCUCAUGGAUUGAACGAUUCUUCGACUUCUUGCGUGACGGAAUGAAGAGCAAGAUAAGUUUAGAAAUGCUCCUUCCACACUCAGAGGCGGAACGUAAAGAGAUAUUCAAGGAAGUUGACGAGCUAGCGAUUUAUCAUUAUAAGAAGAAGGUGAUGCAUGAGGAACGUAUGCGUGAAAAGUAUAUUGAGUCGCAAGAGGACUACGAUGGGAAGGGAGAAUCAAGCGAAUGGGUCGCUGGAUUGGUGGGGUCCCUGGGCGUCGAUGAAGUCCUCACAACCGAGGUUACGGCUGCUGGGGAAAAUGAAAGCGAGGAUGGAGAAGAAGAGGAAGAAAACAUAAAUUAUCCGGAAACGGGUAAAAUAACAGAACUACUGCCCAUUUUUGUGGAAAUUGUAAGGAAUUCAUUUUAA
This is a messenger RNA of Wallemia mellicola CBS 633.66, 2532 nucleotides long. RefSeq lists its product as hypothetical. Gene Ontology annotation, molecular function: phosphatidylinositol binding. The transcript has 9 exons. Bases 1 to 2532 code for a protein of 843 amino acids. Lineage: Eukaryota; Fungi; Basidiomycota; Wallemiomycetes; Wallemiales; Wallemiaceae. The record is from RefSeq and is a predicted model, not a curated record.